Molecule: messenger RNA, 2962 nt
Organism: Phacochoerus africanus (Common warthog)
Lineage: Eukaryota; Metazoa; Chordata; Mammalia; Artiodactyla; Suidae
Gene: SLC27A4
Product: solute carrier family 27 member 4
Exons: 13
Coding region: 310-2241 (643 amino acids)
Biological process (GO): long-chain fatty acid import into cell; response to nutrient; very long-chain fatty acid catabolic process
Cellular component (GO): microvillus; endoplasmic reticulum membrane; plasma membrane
Molecular function (GO): long-chain fatty acid-CoA ligase activity; long-chain fatty acid transmembrane transporter activity
Source: RefSeq, a predicted model, not a curated record
CCGUCGCUCGCGCAGGGGCGGUGGGUCGGGCGGCGCCGCCAGCUCUGCGGCUUGCUCACGGUGGGCGAGGCGCGGUAGGCGGUGUUGCAGGCCGGCGCAGCUGGUUUGGAUUGCGGGAGGCAGGCGGGGGAGGAGCGCCGCAGGCGGGCGGGGCCGGCCGGGUGGCCGGGCCCUGCUGGGCGCAGAGCUGGGAAAGCUCUGCUGAGACCCGGCUCUGCGCGCCCGGGCGCGGCUGAUGCCCCCCGCGCUCCCCACUCUGCUACCACGGCACAGCUGCAUCUGGACUGGCGGAGCCGACAUCAGGCCACCAUGCUGCUUGGGGCAUCUCUAGUGGGGGUGCUGCUGUUCUCCAGGCUGGUGCUGAAACUGCCCUGGACCCACGUGGGAUUCUCCCUUCUGUUCCUCUACCUGGGGUCGGGCGGCUGGCGCUUCGUCCGAAUCUUCAUCAAGACCGUCAGGCGUGAUGUCUUCGGCGGCAUGGUGCUCUUGAAGGUGAAGGCCAAGGUCCGCCGGUACCUGCAGGAGCGGCGCACGGUGCCCGUGUUAUUCGCUGCCACUGUCCAGCGCCACCCCGACAAGACAGCCCUGAUCUUUGAGGGCACAGACACACGUUGGACCUUCCGCCAGCUGGAUGACUACUCGAGCAGCGUGGCCAACUUCCUGCAGGCGCGGGGCCUGGCCUCGGGCGACGUGGCUGCCCUUCUCAUGGAAAACUGUAAUGAGUUCGUGGGCCUGUGGCUGGGCAUGGCCAAGCUGGGCGUGGAGGCAGCGCUCAUCAACACCAACCUGCGGCGGGACGCCCUGCGCCACUGCCUGACCUCCUCCCGCGCCCGGGCCCUCAUCUUUGGCAGCGAGAUGGCCCCAGCCGUGCUAGAGAUCCAUGCCAGCCUGGACCCCUCGCUCAGCCUCUUCUGCUCCGGUCCCUGGGAGCCCAGCGCAGUGCCCGCCGGCACGGAGCACCUGGACCCCCUGCUGGAAGAUGCCCCCAAGCACCUGCCCAGCCGCCCCAACAAGGGCUUUGUAGAUAAGCUCUUCUACAUCUACACGUCCGGCACCACGGGGCUGCCCAAAGCUGCCAUCGUGGUGCACAGCAGGUAUUACCGCAUGGCUGCCCUGGUGUACUACGGAUUCCGCAUGCGGCCGGAUGACGUCCUCUAUGACUGCCUACCCCUCUACCACACGGCAGGCAACAUCGUGGGCGUCGGGCAGUGCCUGCUCCACGGCCUGACGGUGGUCAUCCGGAAGAAGUUCUCCGCUUCUCGGUUCUGGGACGAUUGCGUCAAGUACAACUGCACGAUCGUGCAGUACAUUGGCGAGCUGUGCAGAUACCUCCUCAACCAGCCACCCCGGGAGGCGGAAAAGCAGCACCGGGUGCGCAUGGCACUUGGCAAUGGCCUCCGGCAGUCCAUCUGGACCAGCUUUUCCAGCCGCUUCCACAUCCCCCAGGUGGCCGAGUUCUAUGGGGCCACUGAGUGCAACUGCAGCCUGGGCAACUUUGACGGCCAGGUGGGGGCGUGUGGCUUCAACAGCCGCAUCCUGUCCUUUGUGUACCCCAUCCGGCUGGUCCGUGUCAAUGAGGACACUAUGGAGCUGAUCCGGGGACCCGACGGCGUUUGCCUUCCUUGCCAGCCAGGUGAGCCAGGCCAGCUGGUGGGCACCAUCGUCCAGAAGGACCCCCUGCGGCGCUUCGACGGCUACCUCAACCAGGGCGCCAACAAUAAAAAGAUCGCCAAGGAUGUCUUCAAGAAGGGGGACCAGGCCUACCUCACUGGCGACGUGCUGGUGAUGGACGAGCUGGGCUACCUGUACUUCCGGGACCGCACGGGGGACACGUUCCGCUGGAAAGGCGAGAACGUGUCCACCACCGAGGUGGAGGGCACGCUCAGCCGCCUGCUGGACAUGGCCGACGUGGCCGUGUAUGGUGUGGAGGUGCCAGGAACCGAGGGUCGGGCUGGCAUGGCCGCUGUGGCCAACCCCACUGGCAGCUGCGACCUGGAGCGCCUUGCCCAGCUCCUGGAGAAGGAGCUGCCCCUGUACGCGCGCCCCAUCUUCCUGCGCCUUCUGCCUGAGCUGCAUAAAACAGGGACUUUCAAGCUUCAGAAGACAGACCUGCGGAAAGAGGGCUUUGACCCAGCAGUCGUGAAAGACCCGCUGUUCUACCUGGAUGCCCGGAAGGGCCGCUAUGUCCUGCUGGACCGAGAGGCCUACACCCUCAUCCAGGCCGGUGAGGUGAAGCUGUGAUUUGCCCCAAGUCCCUCUGAGGGCCAACGGAUGCUGGAUCCAGAGCCCCAGCUCCCAGCCCAGAGGGUCCUGGGCGAAGCCAGACCAAAGCAAGCAGGGCCCGGCACUGUGACCCCGAGGUGCCGACCCCCGCACCCAAACUGCCAAGAGCCUCACUGCCACCUCCCCCUUUCCCCGGGGCUUUCUGUGAAAGCCUCAUGUCCACGUUCUGUCUUGGAGGCCAUGCAGAGCCUCUGGCCCCAGGCUGAGACUGAGACCGGGCCCCUCAGGGUGAUGUCUUGGGUCAGAGCAGAGGGGAGCAGAGAGUCACCAAGCACUCCACGGAGAACAGGCAGCUUGUAAAUGGGACCGGGGCGGAAGCCCCCAGACUCAGGAAGCCAGUGGAGUGGGCAGGGGCAGUGGUGGCCGCCGAGCGGGUGUCUAAAGGGGAUCCAGGCCCUGGAGCUGAUCGAGUGUCACUCAGCCCUGCCUGUCCCUCCCUGAGAGCAGGAGGAGCACUGGAGCUGCAGGCGGAGGCCUGGCAGGAGCACCCCUCCCCCCCCUCCCCUCCCCUCCCCUCCCUUCCCUUCCCCUCUCAGGUGGCUGCCUGGCUGCCCCUCGGGCAGGGCCGUUCUGUCUUUGUGGGUUUGUCCCGGUCACCUGCUCCAUCUCCCCCUAGCUAUGAGAGGAGAAGGGGUAGGGGGCGCUCAGGAGCCAAUAAAUUCUGCCUUGACUCCCCCAA